Messenger RNA from Pelmatolapia mariae (spotted tilapia), 1946 nucleotides. It is a transcript of the gene dhdds, whose product is annotated as dehydrodolichyl diphosphate synthase. The record is from RefSeq and is a predicted model, not a curated record. Bases 62 to 1069 code for a protein of 335 amino acids. The transcript has 9 exons. Gene Ontology annotation, biological process: polyprenol biosynthetic process. Gene Ontology annotation, molecular function: ditrans,polycis-polyprenyl diphosphate synthase [(2E,6E)-farnesyl diphosphate specific] activity. Lineage: Eukaryota; Metazoa; Chordata; Actinopteri; Cichliformes; Cichlidae. Gene Ontology annotation, cellular component: dehydrodolichyl diphosphate synthase complex; endoplasmic reticulum.
UCACUUCACUCCAAUACGGAAGAGGUCGUCAUCGUUAAGGCUGUGAGUUGGAAGCACGGAUAUGUCGUGGAUAAAAGAAGGCGAGUUGUCCCUGCUUGAAAAGAUUUCUGCCAAUAUCCUAAAGGCAGGACCCAUGCCUAAACAUGUGGCCUUCAUCAUGGAUGGUAAUCGACGUUUUGCACGUAAGAAAAACAUGGAACGGCAGGAAGGACACAUGCAGGGCUUCAACAAGCUGGCAGAGACACUACGUUGGUGCAAGCAUCUGAACAUCCCAGAGGUGACGGUGUAUGCCUUCAGCAUUGAGAACUUCAAGCGCACUAAAGAUGAGGUGGAUGGUUUGAUGGAGCUCGCCAGGCAGAAGUUUGAAAGGCUGCUGGAGGAACAUGAAAAUCUAGAGAAACAUGGCGUUUGUAUCCGAGUGCUGGGCGACUUGAAUAUGCUGCCACUUGACCUUCAACAGCUUAUUGCCAAAGCCGUGUUCACAACCAGGAAUCACAAUAAGUGUUUUGUCAAUGUGUGUUUUGCCUACACAUCAAGAUAUGAAAUCACCAAUGCAGUCAGGGAAAUGGCAUGGGGAGUAGAGCAAGGCCUAAUCAAAGGAAGUGAUGUGUCGGAGGCAUUGCUAAGUGAGUGUCUGUACAGCAAUAACUCGCCAAAUCCUGAUUUGCUCAUCCGCACCUCUGGAGAGGUGCGCCUCAGCGACUUCCUUCUUUGGCAGACCUCUCACUCCUGCCUAGUAUUUCAGUCCGUUCUGUGGCCAGAGUACUCAUUCUGGAACCUGUGUGAAGCCAUUCUGCAGUAUCAAUUAAAUCACAAAUCCAUCCAGAAAGCUAGAGACCUCCAUCGAGAGCAUCAGGCUCUGCAGCAGCUAGAAGCAGAUCGUGCUUGUGUAGCAGAGCUCUUGCAGCAUCACGGCAAUGGAAAGCCCGUCGAUAGCCAGAGAAGACAAGAGGCACUACUACACUACACUGCCUGCCGGGAAGAACGAGUUCGAGACUUCCUAGGAGCACUGAAGCACAAAAGAGACUCUUUCUUUUCUGACUUAUGCAGUGAAUCCUUGUUGGCCUAAGAAGACGUAGAAGAACAAAUCCUCUGAAGCGGGGACGAAGCCUCUCCUAUAUCCUCUUCCCAAAAGGGCUUCUGUGGAAAAGGGAAGAGCAAGCAGUAACUGGGAGCGGAUUUAUUUUGUUGCUGAUUCAUAUAAGAGGGCAGUUUUACCCCUAUGGGGCUGUAGAAUAAUCCUGCUAUUUAUGAUUGUAGAUUUAAAAACUCUAAUAGGUGGAAAUGUCUGGUCAAGAUGUAGUUAAAUCAUCGUAUAAACUGUCAGUUAAAUGCAUGCCGUUGAACGGAAGGUCAUUUUAUGUGAGUGAAAGCCACGGAUCCUGUGUUUCGGUUUCAAAACAUUCGUCCACAGAACUUUUAAAUUGUUGUUGAAGCAUAAAGUGUUGUUUGUUGACUGUGAUUUUGACUACAUAACUAUAUUUUGACCAGCUUUCUGGAACAAAAUAAAAUGAUUACUGUAUGUCAGAUAUGAUUAAAUGAUGUGAAAUUCUCUGUUUUGUACUUGCAUACUACAAGUCUAAGCUUUUGUCUCCAUCUGGCUUCCAAAAUAUGGUUAUCUAUUGUCUUAACUUGUGCAGCAAAAAAUAUGUGUAUGGUCCAUGCUGCUGAUAUAUAUGGACUCUCAGGGGGAAAACUAGUGAUGGUGGUGUUUUAUUGGAUUAAUGCGUUGUUUUUGCAAGUAGAUGACUUUCAGCACAUAAAACUGUACCAAUAUAAUUUCUGCUGCUACCUGUUGGAAGUAUUGAGCCUUAAAGCUUAUCAACUACUAAUAUGCUAUGUAUUGCAAAAAUUUAAAUAAUUGCUUGUAAUUGCUAUUCUGCAUCUCAGUUGGUGGUAUAACACAAGCAAAGAACCACUUUUACUUUUUUUUCCAGCUGGAUGUU